GUAGACAUCCAACCAACCACAGCUAACCAUGUGACAGGAUAUCCAUCACUGUAGUUAAGAGGAGAGAAACACCAUGACUUUGUGUCAUUACUGCUCUCUGUUGUGCACCUCUGCACACACCAGUCCCAUACUCUCAUUACUGAAAAAUAUCUUCAAACUAAGUCUAAACAACACUCUGAGGAUGUUAUCCAGGUCAGAACUUCCAUUGGUUCUUUGUCUCCUGCAACUUGUCUCCAUCUCUGCUGACAUAGACAAUGGCAUCUUCCUCAUCUUCAAUCAGGACCACAACAAGUGCAUAAAAGCAGAGAGCGCCACAUCGGUAACUCUGGAUCAAUGUGAUCCCCACGCCAAGGAGCAGCAGUUUCGCUGGGCCUCUGAGUCUCGCCUUCUCAGCCUGUCCCUCAAAUUGUGUCUGGGCGCCGCAGAGAUUAAAGACUGGGUGAAGGUUCUCCUCUUCGAGUGCAACGAGAGCAGUGUUCUUCAGCACUGGCAAUGCAAGAACGAGACCCUUUUUGGUCUUAAAGACCAGGACCUGCACCUAAACUAUGGCAACCGUAAAGAGAAAAAUGUAAUGAUCUAUAAAGGCUCGGGGGUGUGGAGUCGCUGGAGGAUUUUUGGCUCUCAGGGGGACCUUUGUUCAAAGGGGUUUCAAGAGGUUUUCACUAUUGGGGGGAACGCAUUCGGAAGACCUUGUCAGUUCCCCUUUAGGUACCAGGAGAAAUGGUACGCUGAAUGCACAAAGGAUGGCCGCUCAGAUGGACAGAUGUGGUGUGCAACAACAAGAGAUUACGACAAAGAGAAGAAGUGGGGGUUUUGUGCAACCAAAACAUCGACUGGCUGGAACACAGACCCAGUCACUGGAGUUCAGUAUCAGAUGAACUCACAAGCAGCUCUGACCUGGUCUCAGGCCCGGAGGAGCUGCCAGCAGCAGGGAGCUGACCUCCUCAGCAUCGUAGAGCUCCAUGAACAGUCGUUCAUUUCCGGGUUGACGAAUCAUUUGGGAAUUUCUCUCUGGAUCGGGCUGAACAGCUUGGAUUUUGAGAGCGGGUGGCAGUGGAGCAAUGGGAACCCAUUCAGAUAUUUAAACUGGGCUCCUGGCCAUCCCUCCUCAGCACCUGGGCUCACCUGUGCAGCUCUAAAUGCUGUAAAAGCAUCAAAAUGGGAGAGCAAGUCCUGCGACAAAAGAAUUGGUUACAUUUGUAGGAAAGGAAACUCAACCAGAUUGCCUCUACCACCAAGUAAAGGACCCAGCUUCUGUCCCAGUCACUGGGUUCCUUAUGGAGGAGACUGUUACUACCUGGAGAGGACUAAGAAGAUGUGGAAGGAUGCUUUGGCUGCGUGCCACAAGGAUGGAGCAGAUUUGGCCAGUAUACACAAUAUAGAGGAGCAGAGCUUCAUCAUAUCCCAGUCUGGUUACCUACAGACAGAUGUGCUUUGGAUCGGCCUGAACGACCAGAAGAACCAGAUGCUGUUUGAAUGGUCCGAUCACUCCCACGUCACCUUCACCCAGUGGCAGAGUGACGAGCCAUCCCAUGAUAACAGCUUCCUGGAAGACUGUGUCCUCAUCCGGGGAAAAGACGGAAAGUGGGCGGACCAGAUGUGUGAGAAGACGUAUGGGUACAUUUGUAAGAAGAAGGCCUCUGUUAAACCAUCUGAAGGUGCCCAGCAGGAAGUCAACCCAGGAUGCAAGCUUGGUUCUGUCCGAUUUGGCUCCUAUUGUUAUAACAUAGGAGCUGAAACAAAAACCUUUGAAGAGGCGAAGCAGGCAUGCUCAGUGGCUGGUGCCAACCUAUUGGACAUCAAUGAUAGAUUUGAGAACGCUUUCCUCAUCAGUUUGGUAGGACUGAGACCAGAAAAGUAUUUCUGGACAGGUUUGUCCAACGUGGAAGACAUACAUACUUUCAAAUGGACAACCAUGAGAAAAGUCACCUUCACUCAUUUCAACGUGGGCAUGCCAGGCAGGAAACAGGGAUGUGUUGCCAUGACCACUGGGAUUUUUGCAGGAUUAUGGGAUGUUAUCAGCUGCAACAACAAGCAGAAGUAUAUUUGUAAGAAGCUGGCAGAGGGGGCCCCGGUAACCACAGUUCCUCCAACCACCCCAGCUCAGAACUGUCCAUCUACAUGGACCCCUGCUGCCAAAAGGAAUGUCUGCUACAAACUUUACAGGGAGAUGAAAGAACACAAGAAGACUUGGCAGGAAGCAGAAGACUUCUGCAAGGCCAUGGGUGGACACCUGAUGAGUAUACACAGUUUGCUGGACCUGGAAUAUUUAGCAUACCAAAUGUCUGACCCAGCAUGGAUAGGUGCCAAACUAAAGGGUACCAAUGAAGGUUAUGCCUGGAGUGAUGAUUCAAACUUUGGCUAUCAAAAUUGGGGCUUCGGAGAACCAAACAACCACAAUGACAAUGAACAUUGUGCAGAAGUCCAGGCCUUCUACGGACGUCACUGGAAUGAUCGGCACUGUGAGGUCUAUAAUGACUGGAUUUGCCAGAUACGCAAAGGAGUUACACCCAAACCUGAGCCUGCCUUGGUUGUUGAAGAGUACAACACCACAGAAGAUGGAUGGCUCAUAUACAACGACAGUCAUUACCUCAUCAAUACUGACACCUUACCAAUGGAAGCUGCCAGAACCUACUGCAAAAAAAACUUUGGUGAACUUGCAGUCAUAACAGGAGAAAGUGAGAGGAGGUUCCUCUGGAAACAAAUAGCCAAAGGUGCAGAAAACCAGUACUACAUUGGCAUGAUUGUGAAUCUGGAUAAAUCUUUCAGUUGGCUGGAUGGGACACCAGUGACUUACACUGCUUGGGAACGCAAUGAGCCCAACUUUGCCAACAAUGAAGAAAAUUGUGUGACUAUGUACAAGAGCAUGGGGUUCUGGAACGACAUUAACUGUGGUGCAGAGAUUCCCUUUAUCUGCAAAAGAAGCAACAAUUUUGUCAACACAACUAUGGCACCAACAACAGUCCCUCAAGGAGGAUGUUCACCUGAGUGGGUUUCCUUCCAACGAAAGUGCUACAAAUUAUUUACGGGCAAUAACAACAAGAACUGGAGGGAUGCCAGGACGUAUUGCAUCCAAGAGGGAGGAAAUCUGGUGUCCAUAGCCAACAAAAUGGAGCAAGCAUUCUUAACAACCCAGUUGUUACAUCACAAUGAUGAUGUGUGGAUUGGCAUGAAUGAUAUCAACCGGGAGAUGCAUUUUGUGUGGACAAACGGCAAAGCCAUCACAUUCACCAACUGGGCUAAAGGCUAUCCCAACUCAUAUUUCAAUGAGGUGUUUGACUGUGUCAUCAUGGUGGGGAGCACCAAUAAACUUAAAGGACAGUGGAAGGUGGAAUACUGUGCUGUAAAACGUGGCUUCAUCUGUAAAAAAAAUACUCCCAGAUUGCAGUACCAGCCACUACUGUGUCAUCAAAGACCUUUCACAAGAUUGGCAAUGACUCCUACAAGCUGGUGACCCAGAAAUUGAGAUGGGAUGAAGCACGAAGAGAGUGCCAGGCAGAUGAUGCAGAUCUGGCCAGUAUACGGAACCCUGUGAGCCAGGCAUUCAUCACUCUGCUGAUUUCCAAGCACAAAGAACCAAUUUGGAUUGGUCUCAACAACAAUGUGACUGGAGGACGCUUCAAGUGGGUUGACAACUGGCUUCUUACGUCUACCAAAUGGGGUGAGAAUGAGCCAAAAAGAAACUAUGGCUGUGUGUACAUAGACGUGGACCAAGCAUGGAAGACAGCACCAUGCACCAGCACCUACUAUUCUAUUUGCAAAAGGUCGCCAG
Molecule: messenger RNA, 3772 nt
Organism: Nothobranchius furzeri (turquoise killifish)
Lineage: Eukaryota; Metazoa; Chordata; Actinopteri; Cyprinodontiformes; Nothobranchiidae
Source: RefSeq, a predicted model, not a curated record